CUGUAUCUGCCGCUUGUCCUCAUUGUAGUUUUCAAUUGUUUUGCUAUUUAUAUGAUAAACCAAUAAAUUCACGUUAAAAAUAAUAUAUUCAAUAUUACAUUAAAGUGUUAGUACAAAAAGUGUCACAUAUACAUUAGAAAAAAUAUAGACAUGGUGAAACUUACGCCGGAGCUUGUUAAUCAGUCAAUGCAAUAUAUAAAUCCAUGCCGGGAGCGAGAACUGGAUUUGCGCGGUUACAAAAUUCCACAGAUUGAAAAUUUAGGAGCCACAUUAGAUCAAUUUGAUACGAUAGAUCUUUCCGACAAUGAUUUGCGUAAAUUGGAUGGCAUACCGUUCUUGCCGCGUCUGAAAUGCCUGCUACUCAAUAACAAUCGUAUCCUGCGUAUUGGUGAUGGCUUACACGAAGCAGUACCCAAUUUAAGUUCAAUUAUCUUAACUGGAAAUAAUCUACAAGAAUUAAGUGAUCUGGAACCACUUGCUUUGUUACCUCGUCUUGAAACACUUUGCUUACUUGUAAAUCCUGUUUCAACAAAACCCUAUUACCGCGAGUACAUGGCUUUCAAGUUUCCUCAAUUGCGUUUACUAGAUUUUAGGAAAAUCAAACGGAAGGACCGUAUUGAAGCUCAAGAAUAUUUCCGAACAAAACAAGGUAAAGAUAUGCUGAAGGAAGUGGCAAAGAAAUCGAAAUUAAAUGCCUCAGCCGCAGCUGCUGAAGCCGGUGGUAAAUCUGGAGUAAAUGUAGCAGCAAGAACUGCCAAUCCUGAAGACUUGCAACGUAUAAGAGAUGCGAUAAAGCGCGCAAACUCACUACAAGAGGUGGAACGGCUAUCUCGUAUACUUCAAAGUGGACAACUGCCCGAAAACUUUGAACUGGAAUUGACUCAAAACGGUGCGACGCUAAAUGGUAAUGCGAUUGGCGGUAGUAGUAGUGUUGAAACUAUGGAUUAUUAAGUUAAGCCUUGCUUAUAGUUGAUUUAAAAUGAAUUUUUCUUUACAAUUUUAUGAAGAU
Molecule: messenger RNA, 1009 nt
Organism: Bactrocera tryoni
Lineage: Eukaryota; Metazoa; Arthropoda; Insecta; Diptera; Tephritidae
Gene: U2A
Product: probable U2 small nuclear ribonucleoprotein A'
Exons: 1
Coding region: 151-951 (266 amino acids)
Biological process (GO): mRNA splicing, via spliceosome
Cellular component (GO): U2 snRNP
Molecular function (GO): protein binding; U2 snRNA binding
Source: RefSeq, a predicted model, not a curated record